AUUCUAUUGUCCAGGCGGUAAGCGGCGUUGCUGGGGGAACGAUAGUGUUUUGUAUUGUGCUUGGUGUAGUUUUGUUUCAUCAAAACAAAGCAAACAUGGCCAAGAAGAAACGCCGGCGUCAAGUGCCCAUGCAUCGAGUCAGUAAUAAGGAUAAAAGCUAUCUAGGAAAACCAGAAGUCAGCAAGAAUCAGUCAGCCAAAGACUCGGAGAAAUCCACACCUGGGACAUCAAUUGCAGUGACAGAUCAGGCAGUUAUUGAAAAGAAUUCUAUAGAGUUCAAAACCGAUGAGAAUGAAGAGGAUAAGAAACAAACACCCAAAGUGAAAGUAGAUGUGGCUGGACCUACAAGCAAUGGCAACAUGACCAAAGCAGAGGACUCGAAAGAAACAACUGUGGUCAGAAGAAAUGCAAAUAAAUCGUAAACGGACUACCAUUUCAAAUGUAGGGUCUCGUGAAUUUUUUCAUUUCUUUUUUAUAAGAAAAGGAAACCGUUAAAAAGUUGGAAUAAUAUUUCUCAGAUGAACAGUGAGGAGAAAGUGAACGUUAUAUAAUUGCAAGUUAUUCGUAAUGUAUCAAGUUACCUUUAGUAUAUAAUCAUUCAAAGGUCUUUAACUUUAUUUGUUUCAAGAUUAGCCUUGAAAUGAAAAUUGUUGUCUCCCCUUUUCUCUGUAUGUUUGGUAAAUCUCUAAUUAUUAUGUUAAAUUCGAUGUAAAU
Messenger RNA from Ostrea edulis (European flat oyster), 714 nucleotides. RefSeq lists its product as uncharacterized. The transcript is spliced from 2 exons. Lineage: Eukaryota; Metazoa; Mollusca; Bivalvia; Ostreida; Ostreidae. The coding region runs from base 96 to 422 and encodes 108 amino acids. The record is from RefSeq and is a predicted model, not a curated record.